AUGGAAGACAAUCUAGCAGAAGUAAAAGAAGAAGUCGUGGAAGAGAACGAUGGAAACAACGAGCAUUGCAAUGACCCGGAUCGCAUCACAUCAAUUUGCGACGCAAAGUUCUCUCCAGUGCACGGCGAAAUUCUAUACCGCGUUUGUUGGUAUCAAGAGAAUGUAUUGAGAAAAACAUGGGAAACCGAGACGAGAAUGGAGGCGCUAGCAAAAGAUCCGAUGCUCGCUCUGCUCCUUCAAGCGUUUCAAUUUCGCGAACAAAAUCUCUUAGAAACUAUGAUGCAAAAGAAAACAGAGUUCCAGAAAAACAAAUCUGGCCGUGGUUGGGUCUAUGAGGAAACGAAUUGCAAAGAAAAUGAGCCACCUAUUUUCUAUGGAUCGAACACGAAUCAGCUGGAUGGUGAAGCUGCGCGACUAUUCGAUUCAUCUCACAAAUUUACGGAAACUGAAAAGGCAUUGGCGAUGCUGAACACGAAUCCUGGUAAACGCUUGACGAGAUCUCAACUGAGCGCUGUUUGGAUUAAUGAUAGAAAUGAUGGUAGUGCUUCCUCAAGCUCCAUCACUACGCCAACUCUUGGAGCCACAAAAACCCCGCCAGCUCGUCGCGAACGUGGAAGAGUCAGAGAUAGAAAAUCAGCCGGAACAAGUAGAGCCAAAAAAGGAAACGCUGAUAAUACAAGCACACAAGCUGUGUUGGAUGAGCCAAUCGUUCAACAUGUUUCAAGUGAAAGCUCAGAUCUAUUGACUGCUGAAAUGUCGAACACGCAGAAGACCAAGCAAAAAACAAAGAAACGACCGAUCGUUGAAGAAGAAGACGGCGAUGCUGACACUAGGACGACACAUGAGACGGUGACGCAAGAGGAAGAGCUGCAACAAAAUUCAACAAUUCCGACAUUGGAUCUGCUUGGAUGUUUGAAACUCGACCCUAACACGCUUCCUUCAGCAUCAAUCUCUGCAACCGUACCCGAACGCAAAAAACGAACAAUUGUGGGAAGACGCGUGCUUCCACUUGAGAACAUUGGCAUCACUGCGGAAAUGAUGGAACAAGCAUCAAAGCCCAUUGAUGAGAUUCAACAGCUUGUAGAAAGAAAAGCACUCGAGGAAUCAGCGGAUCAAGUUGAGAGGAUUGCCCGUUCUCUUCAAAGUAACUGUGUUCAGGAGGCAUUCACAAAAGCUAUACUUGAGGGCAAAGUUGAUCAUGCUCGAGGACUUGCGAAAUUUCACGUACUGUGCCCAAUUUCAAGCAAUUUCAACAUCCAGGCAACUGAUGAAAUCACUGGACAAAAUUUACUCCAUAAAGUCUGCCAAGUUUCUUGCAACGAUGCAAAAGUUCGUGACCCUGAUUACAUGCAUGCACUAUGUGAUGCCACUGAAUAUUUGAUUCAGUCAGGAUUGGAUCCUCGUCAAGUUGAUUUAUCGGAUAAGACGGCUCUUCAGUAUGCAGUCGAAAAGAAACUGUUUUGUCGAGUGCGUCGCCUUUUAUCGCUACGGGCACCUGUGAACUUUCAAGGCAUCGAACUCAAAGAUUCACUGCUUUAUCAAGCUUACACCUCUAAUCAUCGCUCAAUCUUCAAACUUUUAUUGGAUAACGGAGCCAAUUUUUCGCAGUUAGAAAAGAUGAUCGCCAUCGGCAGGAUUCCACACAAUAGAGUUCUCAAUGAAGUCUUGAAAACCCAUUCUAAUGCACUUAAACAACGUUUCAAUGAAGCAAAGAGGAAAGUGCUAAUUGAUAUUGAGGAAGUGCAUCCAGUCAGUUCCAUGUACGUUGCCAAUUUCUACGAAGGCCCAACUUUUUGGUUCGACUUUCACUACCAUGCUGAGAAUAUUCCAACGGCCGACUACUUUUUUGUUCUAUUCGUUGCAACAGCGGUCGUUGAUGAAUCAAACAAGUGGCACAUGGCUUUAUGGGGCGAUUCACCACUCAAAACCGAGCCAGUUCUGAACGAGGAAGAAAUGAUACCGAUUCAAUACAUUGAACAAUAUGGACCGAUGAACACGUCAUCAAAGAAGUCAGCAAUCUUUUUGGGAACACCACUUGUUGGUGCGAAUCGUUUUCACGUCACAUUGAAUAAAAGCAAAUCCCCUCCACCACUUGGAGAUGGCAAUGCUUACACAAUGUGUCACAAUUGGAAGAUUGUUUUACAGAUGUCUUUGCUAAAGAAAUCGAAACAGAAAGUCACUCUAAAGGCGUCAACUUCAACGCAACCAAUUUUGGAACAUGCUCCCGAUGCUCCAUCGUCUUACUAU
Molecule: messenger RNA, 2247 nt
Organism: Mesorhabditis belari
Lineage: Eukaryota; Metazoa; Nematoda; Chromadorea; Rhabditida; Rhabditidae
Source: the annotation of a GenBank genome assembly